Molecule: messenger RNA, 3120 nt
Organism: Penicillium argentinense
Lineage: Eukaryota; Fungi; Ascomycota; Eurotiomycetes; Eurotiales; Aspergillaceae
Product: putative NRPS-like enzyme
Exons: 4
Coding region: 1-3120 (1039 amino acids)
Source: RefSeq, a predicted model, not a curated record
AUGGAUCCAGCAAGCAAGCGGUUUCUGGCAACAACGGUGGAUCAUGCUGCCCAAAAUGAGCCGGAAAGAGUCUUCGCUGUGGUUCCAAAUGGGAAUGAGCUUUCGGAUGGCUUCAUGAAAUUGACCAUGAAGGACACGGCUCGAGCUGUGAACUCCAUGGCUUGGUUUAUUGAAAGAACUAUCGGGGCCGGAGAGCCACGAGAGACGCUGGCUUACAUGGCCAGCAAUGACGCUCGCUACUGCAUUUUCAUUCUUGCCUGCCAAAAGACUGGCCAUCAGGCAUUCCUUCCUUCCACAAGAAACUCAGACGAAGCGUUUAUUCAUCUUCUUGAGAAGACGAACUGUUCCCAUUUCUUCUACGGCGAAGAAAGAAGCUCACGAGUCUUAGAAGUCCAGUCGCUCCGUCCGAGUCUUCAAGUCUUCCAGGUUCCAACAUUCAAGACGCUCAUCAGCGAUGAGAGCGGACUUUGUCAUUAUGCUUGUGAUAAGACUUAUCCGGAGGUCGAGAACAACACCACUUGCAUUAUCCACAGUUCGGGAACUACUGGCAUGCCAAAGCCAGUCUACCUCACUAAUGGGUUCAUGGCAACCCUGGACACCAUGUCUAAAAUCCCCUGGCCAGAAGGUCGCGAGUCAGCUUCCUUCUGGCACAUGUCCCAAGAAGAUCUUGUUCUAGCGACGACGCCCUUUUUCCAUCUCAUGGGUUUCUUCUCCUUUGCAAUGUCUAUUUUCCACAGUGUCCCGGUCCUAAUCGGCCUCGACAAGCCGCUUUCGGUGGGCUAUUUGGUUGAUCUUCUGAAAAUUACUCGACCCACAGCUGCGCUCCUGCCCCCAUCCGUCCUAGAAGAUAUGAGCCACGACGACAAGGCACUUGAGUGUCUGCGAGGUCUUAAGUCUAUUUACUUUGGCGGAGCUCCACUGUCCCCUGAGACUGGUGAGCGACUGCGCAAGUACACCAGAAUAGUUUCAGUCAUCGGAGCCAGCGAAAUCGGCUGGAUUCUCGCAAUGGUCCCAGAAAAUGCAGCCGACUGGUCCUACUUCGAAUGGAACCCUUCAUAUGGCAUCGAGAUGCAGAGUAUCGGUGAAGAUCUCUAUGAGAUGGUCCUCCGUCGCCAUGAGGGUCACCGUGAUUUCCAGGGAAUCUUCCAUACAUUCCCGGACCUCGACCUCUACCGAACAAACGAUCUCUACAUCCGGCACCCCACAAACCCUAACCUGUGGAAGUAUAGCGGCCGACAGGACGACGUGAUUGUCCUGAGCAACGGAGAGAAAUUCAAUCCAAUCUCUAUGGAGCUCAUCAUUGAAGGCCACCCGCUGGUUUCAAGAGCGCUUGUUGUUGGCCAGUCUCGAUUCCAAGCUGGUCUUCUGAUUGAGCCCAACCCAGACUCACCGGAAUUGGACUCGAAACUCUUCAUCGAAGAAGUCUGGCCGACUAUUCAAGCAGCAAAUCAGACGAUUGCUGCACAUGGACGAGUCAUGAAGAGUAAGAUUGGGUUUGCGUCCAAGGCAAAGCCAUUCAAGAUGACUCCGAAGGGGUCUACGCAGAGACGUGCUGUACUUCGAGACUACGAGAAUGAGAUCGAUGCAAUCUAUGAGGCUGGUCUGGAAGACGAACUGAAAGAAUGUCUUCCCGAAAUCCUUGAUGCGACCGGAGUUGCGACAUACAUUUGCCAGAUUGUCUCACGGGUUCUUGAGAAGUCGGAUGUACCGAUCGAACAGGAUCUGUACAGUCUCGGUCUGGACUCUUUGAUGACGAUCCAAAUCGCCAAGUCCUUGCAGAUUGGUAUUCAGGCGCGUCGACCAGGGCUAUUUCCAGCAGUCAUCACGGCCCAAACGCUUUACGCCAACCCCACGGUGGAGCGUCUGGCCAAGGUGAUUCUCAAUAUCUUGGAAGGAAAGUCUGAGGAUAUCGUUCCUCGAGAUGAGAAGAUUCAGAACUUGGUGGAAAAGUACACCGCCAAUCUUCCUGUUGAUCGCACUGCUCCUCAAGAUGGGCCGGUGUCUCCCUCCAGCAUUAUCUUGACAGGGUCCACUGGCUCGCUCGGUACAUACCUCCUACAUGAUCUUCUCAACAACCCAUCCAUCUCAAAGAUCUACUGUCUCAACCGCUCCGACGCAAAGAGCCGACAGAGGAAGAGCCUAGAAGAAAAGGGCCUGACCUUCGACUCCAGUAUCUUGGAAACAAAAGUCGAAUUCCUUCAAACAUCAUUCGGAGAGCCACAGUUCGGCCUUGACGAGGCCAAAUAUCAAGAGAUGCUGCAAUAUGUUGACACAAUCAUUCACAACGCCUGGAAAGUGGACUUCAACCACUCUGUCGAGUCAUUCGAAGACACCCAUAUCAGCGGCAUGCGCCGAUUCGUGGACUUCAGUCUGAAGAGCCGAUACAACGCCCACAUCCAUUUCGUCUCCUCUAUCAGCACAGUUGGCGGGUGGACUCCUCAGAUGGGUUCCUUGGUACCGGAGGUGCCGAUGGAAGAUGUCUCUGUAGUUCUUCCUCAGGGCUACGGUGAAUCGAAGCAUAUAUCUGAGCGUAUCUGUCUGGGGGCAUCUCGAAAGAGUCAUGUCCCGACCACUGUCUACCGUGUGGGACAGAUUGCCGGCCCGAAAACACCGAGUGGACAGUGGAAUCCUCAUGAAUGGCUUCCGACUAUUAUCUCUACUUCCAAGGCUAUGGGGAAGAUUCCAAACUCUCUGGGGUCUACGGCGGUGGACUGGGUGCCAGUGGACACGCUCGCCUCAAUCAUGAUCGAAAUCAUUCAUUCCAGACACAGAGACCAGUCAAAGUCCCCUUCAGCCUUCUUCCACCUCACAAAUACAAACAAGGUGGACUGGUCAUUUCUUGUUCCCACCAUCCAGCAAAAGUACGAUGUCACACCAGUAGACUUUUCUGCGUGGGUCGCCGAGCUCGAGGGUAUUUCAAAACCAACAAACUCUGAAGUGGCUGAAAAACCAGCUCUCAAGCUACUGAGCUUCUACCGUGGGCUUGUCGACGGGGCACAUGGUGCCAUGUCCGUUCCUCUUGAUGUACAGAAGGCGAAGCAGGCUAGCAAGACCAUGGAGGCUCUGGGUCCGGUUUCUGCUUCUCUGAUGCAGAACUGGCUGGAGCAGUGGAACUUUUAG